CCCACCGAGCAAAGUCGAUGCCUUCUUCGGGACUAGCAUAGACAUAACAGCGUGCACAUCGCAUUUGACCACCACCAACUCUAGACCAGUCGGCUUACAACUGCUGACACAGUCGGUAGUUGCGCGAUUCGUGGUAUUUCUAUAGUGGUUGCUAUCGCUCUUGCGUUUUACAACUAUCUUGUAUUCUCGAUAUUUUGCUCGUUUGAUUGCGCGAAGUCUCCAUUUGAUUUCAUUCGAUCGUUCGGUUUUCCUUUAUUGUUUAGUUUGUCUUAAAAGGAAGUUUAUCGGUCCAAGUUAAAAAGAAAUCGAAUACAAGGAUAAAAUAAGAAGAAACCAUCGAUGAUAGUCGAAGUUAGCGAAUCACGAUUGAAACGUAGUAGGAGGAACGACACAUCGGAUGUUCCUCGAGAUGAGAACGCGAGGAGCACACCGAAGGACGAGAGGACAACCGAGGCGAAUACACGAAAUUUAUGAGACUUUCAGAGAGUAAACUGCGAACUGCGGCGAUUUCCGACAAAUUCCUUCAUCGAACACCUGUGUCCCACAUUCGGAUUCCAUGUUGGACGCGUCGUGGCAAUGGUGAACCAUCGAUCACAAGCUUUAUCAUUCUUUCCAUCGUCGACCCUUCGUCGGAAACGGAAUCUUCCCUUUUUACAUUUGACGCGUUCCGAUACAGUCGCGUCUCGAUGCACGAAAUUUCCAAAAAUCGCGAACGAUUAAAAAAGAUCGCGAGUGCAGUGUCUAUGGUGAACUUUAUAAUCUUACGUAAUGGUUUUACGUAGUCAUAGCUCUGGGCAUAACGUACGAACCAACAGAUUUUUAGCCAAACUUCGUUGCGAUUCGACGGAAAGAUUUUGAUUUCCAUAGACUUGCCUCGAUCAGUUAUUCAAUUUUCGAUUGAUUUCGCUUGCGAGAAAACUCGUUUCCAUAGGGAACCUCAAAAUUUGUAUAAUCGCCAACCAGACAAAACUCGAAACAAAACGAAUAACCAUAGAUGACCGAUAUGAAAUUAUGGGUGGUUGGAAAAAACAGCUUGGUCGUCCUUACGAUCUUCACGAUCGCUCUGUACGCUCUGUCUUUCUGCUUCAACUGGAGCAACGACGACCUCUUACGCUUCAGGCAAGUCUUUGGAGAGGAUCUACGAUACGCGAAUACGACGAAGAAAAUCCUAUUUUGGACCAAGAUGUUCAGCAACGAGACAUUUUACAUGGGCACAGGCUACAUCGCCCGCGACUGCCCCGUGAACAAUUGUUACGCGACUAACAACAGAAAUGUGGUGAAGCUGACAGACUUCGACGCAGUUUUAUUUCACGGGAACGAUCUUAAUCUGGAAGAUUUGCCAAAGAACCGGAGUCCACGGCAGUGGUACGUUUUCGUGAAUCUGGAAAGCCCGGCCAACAGGCCGGUGACUAGCUACUUUUACGAGGAUUUCUUUAACAUCACCAUGACAUACAGAUUGGACAGCGAUAUCGUGUGGACCUAUGCAGUCGUUAAGGAUGCUCGUACCAACGUAAACGUAGCGCCUAGCAGAAAUGUGAAUUGGAGCGCCUUUUACGCUGGAUCAGGUGACCGAACGAUCGGCGACGAUGUGGACGCGUCGUUGUCGAAGACGAUUCGAGGCAAGACGAAGCCGAUAAUCUGGUUCGUGAGCAACUGUAUGGCAAAAAGCGGCCGGGAAAAGUACGUGAACGAACUGUCCAAGCACAUACCGGUCGACGUUUAUGGAGAGUGCGGCAACAUGUUUUGUCCCCGUAACGAGGAUUGCUUCGCACGAGUCGCGGAACCUGGCUAUUUUUUUUACCUGUCAUUCGAGAAUUCGUUGUGCGACGAUUACGUAACCGAGAAGCUGUACAAUAGCCUCAGAUACAACGUGGUUCCCAUCGUUUAUGGUGGCGCCAAUUACAGCCGCUAUGCUCCACCACGAUCUUACAUAGACGUGUUCGACUUUGACACGCCAAAGAGUUUGGCCGAAUAUCUAAAGCAGCUAAUCAAAAAUCCGCGAAAGUACAGCGAGUACUUCGCUUGGAAAACGUAUUACAAGAUCGAGGGUGGUAUUCAACAAGGUAUAUGCAAUCUGUGCGAGUAUCUUCAUAAGCAGAAAGAGCCACGAACGCAAAACUUUUUGUCCGAUUGGUUCAGUCGGUCGAAAUGUCACCUUCAGGAACUUUUACAUAAUCACAGUUACCUUACAGGGUCUAUUUUCAAAGACUGAUUUAACGCACAUUUCUUACAUAUCACCGUGCAAAUUUGAGUUAUCGUAAAAUACGUUUAGUUUACGACUGUCGAAUUUAUCUAAGCAUUAAGAUUUUAUCAGGGUUAUAUACAUUAUAUAGAGACUCGCAAAAGCGAUUGUAACGCUUGCCAUGGAGAACUUUAAUGUUCACAGACAUAUAUAUUUUUAUUGGUCUCCUUAUCAACUUCCCAUUUCUAUACACAUAUCACAUCUUAAAUACGAUAUAGAAAAACCAUAUUACAUGUCCCGUAUGAAAUAUUUUCAAUUAUUUCUCUAACGAGACACGACUAUCGUGAUUAUAUCGAAACUAUACUUACGUUUAUUCAAAAUACACAUUUACUAUUAGUAAAGGAUUAGUACACGGCGUGAAUAGUCGUCUAAAACGUGUAGUUAGUGGUAAAGAUGAUCUUUGUAAAUGUGUCUUAGUAAUAUAAUUAGUAAACGUGUCUUACUAAUACAACGAACAAUUUAACAUUUCUACGAUCUUUGAAAAGUGUAUGCGAUUACAAUAACUUAUAAUUUUAUACACAUUCCCGGAUUUGUUGCAAACUUUACCAGCGUAUCAUGAUAGUCGAAGCACGCAACACCGCUAACGAAAUUUUCUAACGUUUCGAGUACUUUCGAAAACUUGUAUAAAUGCGACGAAUUGUUAGAUUUGUAUUAUAAUUAGCGCAGUGUGAACGAUAUCGAAAUAUGUAAAAUAUCGAUGAACGAUUUCUGCCGAUCAGAACGAAAUUCGUAUAAAAGUGGAAUGUCGAUUUUCGAUCGAUUAAAACGAAAUCGAUGAACGAUAGACAAGACACGGAUCCGGUUCUGUGUUAGAUACGCGUUAGUCGCGUAAAUGAAUCUGAACCAAUCUAUUUCAAACGCAGUUAUCUAUCUGCGUCAUUCAGCAUUGUUCGUAAUUUAGCAUAAUUAGAAUGUUUCAUUCAUUAUUUAAAGAAUCAACGCGAAGCUCGAAUCUACCGUUAUAUUACUUGCCAUAAAUAUUCGCCGAUCGAAUCGGUAUACAAGUGCUCGGAAGAUCGAUGAUUUUCAUAAUUUAUUUCGCCGCACUGGUCUACCUUCGAUUCCGAAUUCACUGAAGUGGCGAUUGAACGAUUAAACGUUUUGCCGUUUUAAAACGAAGAGUUUAUUAUUUUUCAAACAUUCGUUAACCUGCGAAAUCGACAGCGAGAAAAAUUGUAAUUAAUUAAUUUGAAAUUUAUAACCAUCUAUGAGCAUUCUCAGGCUGGAAACGAUGUAUUUUCAAGCGAUUUGUAAAAACGAUGUACCGUUCGAUUCGCAAAGUUCGUUUAGAAUCACUUAUCAGACGACGGACUAUUUUUAGCAAACCAUUCAUACAACACCUAUAAGAUAAAGCCUGUUCUUAACGAACAAUAAAACCGUUCGUAUUACGUCAGGAAAAAUCGACAAUGUCAUUUUAAAAUUCAAUGCACCAGUUUCGCUUCAUCGUUUUUACAACGAGCAAGAUUCGAUCAAUUUUCUCUUACGCAACAUUUGUCCGACAUUAUUUAACAUUUAACGUUCGAAGAAUUCUACGACGUGAGGCGAUUCAAAAGAAUAUCUAUAUUAAUUAUACCUGUCGUAUUAUUAACAUUUAUUAAAAAUACUAUAAAAAUACUAUUAUUUGUAUUAUUUUUCUUGAGGUUAUUAGAUGUACGAACAGAGGAACGAGUGGAUAAAUUGUAAGGUAGAAAAUAUAUUUUAAUAUAGAAGUGUAAAUACAAGUAGGAAUAUAAUUUAAGCUGGUCUAGAUCCAUACGCUAGCAGUGUUAACCUAUGACUGAAAGCCCUGAAGCCAUCGUCUACUGUUUAUGGUCUGCCUUCGUCCCAGUCUUUUGUCUAUACGAUGUCGAUGGCUUCGGUGCUGGAGAAAACUAAAAAGACCAGACGUAGAGUUUUCUUAGAAGCGGUGACCACUUCAACAAUUUUUAUACAAUAUUCUAUUCUCUAAUUUAUUCAGAUUAUCGCGUACGCGUGACACGUUCAAAGCAACUAUCCGACUGAGUUUGCCAUUUCUAGGUCAUGAGUCGAAUAAGGCCCAGUUAUCCGCCCACGGAGCGUAAGCGUAGUUUAUGUAUAAGUCGAGGAUAAGUUUACGACAGUGUUCGCGCUACAAAGCGUACAAGCAUCGUCUCGUCGUUAAAAUGUCGAGCGACGAGGAAAACGCGUUCAUCUUAUAUCGCUACAUUCGUCCGUAACUAGCAACGUACGCCUCGCUACUGACAAUGUUAACGCCAGUCGUCACGACGAAAACGGCUCGCUACUGUUUCGUGGACGGUUGCAUAUUACUGUGAGCAUUUGUGCAUCUGUAGCAUUACUCUAUUUAUCGUUCAACGCGUCUAAUACGCGUCUGUAAAAAGCUUCGUGGACAGAGGACCUACCUGUACAUUACUUUGUGUAUGUUGUUACCUGUUUGUACGGAAACAAAGGACUGGUCAUCGAGAAAUGAAAUACUUUUGUAGAUUCGUUCGUACGGUCCACGACGACCGAUGGACCUCGCAAAAGCAUUCUCGCGUCCAUUAUCAAGAAUACGAGACAAUGGGUCGUUCGGGCGAAGAGAAACGCGGAUAAGACUUCUCCGUUUUGUCGUAUCCUGUCUGUACGUUUUAAUUGAAGCUCGCGCUAUUUCCUGGAAAGUUUCAGUCGCCAAAGUCGCCAAUGUCGCGUGUCUUCGCUACACUGCCUCGUAAACAACGUCUGUCUUCGAGAUUCUCGGUACUGGUAACGGUAUUCUUUCACAAUUUCUUCGACGACGGUCUUGCAGAAAUUUCAGACCGUUGGGUUGGUCGGUCUGAAAAGAUUCGUAAGACGACGUUCGAAUCGCUGAACGAAGAAGUUCGCGCGAAUGGAUGCGAAACGCUUUGACGAAACGAUUUGAAUCGCGUCGUCGAAAUUGUCGUUAGCUCGAUUCAUGGAUUCUUUGUAAACAAGUACGGUCCGUUGAUUAAUUAUGAGCUGGCUGAAGAUUCGUUUUGAAUAUACUGUUGAAAGUACCAUUGAAGUUGCAACGUUCUUCACGGUAUCCUUCGGAAAAAUUGUUCGUAAAGCUGCAGUUUGAAAAGCAGAAACAUUCAAUCCUCUCUAUGUUCUUCUAUCGCGUUAAUUUCGGCCUGAUAAUUUAUUUCCUAAUAACAUUAAUUACUUUGUUUGAAAUUCUACGCGAACACGAAGCAGCUUGCUAGAAUUUUAUAUCAUAACGCUUGUCGGCUAUUCAAGUGGAAAUUUCUGCCAGCGAUGCAUAAAUUUAAUCGAGUAUUCGUAUAAUUUACAUAUCAUUGACCGACUAUUGUAAGAAAAUAAAGGAGACUCUGAUGUUACGUAUGUCUUUCUUGUAACGUCAAAGGUGAUUCUACUUUUGUAAGGAAAAUAGCAGAACGAAGAAUAUAUUAUCGACGAACAACGUGUUAGACGAUGAAUAUCCCGAACGAUAUUUUUCACGAUCGUGAUAGAAAAUACACGAGCUUGAUAGACUUGGAUGCCACGUUCUCUCACGGAAUGGAACUCGAUGCUUGGGACCAGUGAACGCGAAGAAGCGCAUGCCUGUGGUACGUUUUUGUGGAACUGGAAAACUCGUACAAUAGACCAUUGGUUAACCACUUUUACGAAAGCUAUUUCAACGUCACUGUGACGUACAACUUUUUAUUGUGACAUCGCGUGGUUUUGUAGUGCCGUUAGGGACAAAAAUGGCCAACGAAAUUGUCGUCUCUUCUUUUCGUUUCACCCGUUCAAGUUCUUUUAUCAAUCAUCCCAGUAAUGAUUUAAUGUUCCGUGUAUUUUCUUCCUGUUACCUUAUAUCAUUUCAAUGGACAGAUAUGUCAUUAGCGUAGACCUCGCGUUAAACGAUUACAGAGAUUCAGGAUUGUGAAAUACACGUUAGUCAGCGUUGAUGAGCUCAUCGAUUAUUCGAAAACAUUCCAUUCUUUCGAAAUCUAAAAAUUCUUCCUGCGUUCUAUAGUAUGUCUGUUAAAUAUAUAUCGUUUAUGCCAUUGAAA
Messenger RNA from Bombus pascuorum, 6231 nucleotides. It is a transcript of the gene FucTC, whose product is annotated as alpha-(1,3)-fucosyltransferase C-like. The transcript has 4 exons. Bases 995 to 2212 code for a protein of 405 amino acids. The record is from RefSeq and is a predicted model, not a curated record. Gene Ontology annotation, cellular component: membrane. Lineage: Eukaryota; Metazoa; Arthropoda; Insecta; Hymenoptera; Apidae. Gene Ontology annotation, molecular function: alpha-(1->3)-fucosyltransferase activity.